Anneissia japonica is the source of this 984-nucleotide messenger RNA. RefSeq names its product serine/threonine-protein phosphatase PP1-gamma catalytic subunit B. The transcript is spliced from 5 exons. Gene Ontology annotation, cellular component: cytoplasm; nucleus. The record is from RefSeq and is a predicted model, not a curated record. NCBI's taxonomy places the organism in Eukaryota, Metazoa, Echinodermata, Crinoidea, Comatulida, Comatulidae. Bases 163 to 969 code for a protein of 268 amino acids. Gene Ontology annotation, molecular function: protein serine/threonine phosphatase activity.
CGCUUAAUUCAUUAGCGGCAGCCAUUUUAAGAAUUCAGAGGAGGUUUAGGCCUACGUCUCUUUUGCAGCUGGAAAAGAGCAGAGAUAUUAUCGUUUGAAAUCAAGUCCAGUUAAUAUAAAUAUUUUAUUUUUUGAGUAAAGAAUUUUAAAUAAAUAUCUAGCAUGGCUGAAGCUGAUAACAAACUUAAUAUUGAUACAAUUAUUCAACGUCUUUUAGAGGUACGUGGAUCAAGACCUGGAAAAAAUGUUCAACUUACUGAAGCAGAAAUUCGUGGACUUUGUUUGAAAUCUAGAGAACUAUUUCUCAGUCAGCCAAUAUUGCUUGAGUUAGAGGCACCCUUGAAAAUUUGUGGUGACAUCCACGGUCAAUACUAUGAUUUGUUGAGAUUAUUUGAAUAUGGUGGCUUCCCACCUGAAGCAAAUUACCUGUUCUUAGGCGAUUACGUUGACAGGGGUAAACAAUCAUUAGAAACAAUAUGCCUACUGCUGGCCUACAAAAUCAAGUAUCCUGAGAAUUUCUUCUUGCUUCGUGGCAAUCAUGAGUGUGCAAGCAUCAACAGAAUCUAUGGCUUCUACGAUGAAUGUAAAAGAAGAUAUAACAUCAAGUUAUGGAAAACAUUUACAGACUGCUUCAAUUGUUUGCCUAUAGCAGCCAUCAUAGAUGAGAAGAUUUUCUGCUGUCACGGAGGACUCUCGCCAGACUUGCAAUCAAUGGAACAAAUUCGAAGAAUCAUGAGGCCGACAGAUGUACCGGAUCAGGGGUUAUUGUGUGAUCUGCUAUGGUCUGACCCUGACAAGGAAACUGUAGGCUGGGGUGAAAAUGAUCGUGGAGUAUCCUUCACCUUUGGAAGCGAGAUUGUUGCGAAAUUCUUAAAUAAGCAUGAUUUGGACUUGAUAUGCAGGGCACAUCAGGUAAGGAUGAACAUAUAUUUUGUCUUACUAGUACUGUAUUACUUAGUAAUCAAUUAGUUAUAUUUGAAUGAA